Molecule: messenger RNA, 1263 nt
Organism: Anopheles marshallii
Lineage: Eukaryota; Metazoa; Arthropoda; Insecta; Diptera; Culicidae
Gene: Atg18a
Product: WD repeat domain phosphoinositide-interacting protein 2
Exons: 5
Coding region: 1-1263 (420 amino acids)
Biological process (GO): autophagy of mitochondrion; protein localization to phagophore assembly site; nucleophagy
Cellular component (GO): extrinsic component of membrane; phagophore assembly site membrane; cytosol
Molecular function (GO): phosphatidylinositol-3,5-bisphosphate binding; protein binding; phosphatidylinositol-3-phosphate binding
Source: RefSeq, a predicted model, not a curated record
AUGAGCCUCCUGGCGAGAACAGACAUAGAUGCGGGGGGAUUUUUUGUCAACUUCAACCAAGACUGCUCAUCCUUAGCGGUUGGGUCGAAAAAUGGAUACGGUUUGUUUUCAUUGAACUCGGUCGAUUCAAACCUGGACCAGAUAUACACGAGCUUGGGCGAGGACAUCUGCUUAGUAGAGCGACUUUUUAGCAGCUCUCUCGUUGCCGUCGUAUCACUGAAUGCUCCGAGAAAGCUUAAGGUAUGUCACUUUAAGAAAGGAACAGAAAUAUGCAACUACUCGUACUCUAACACGAUUCUGGCGGUGAAGCUAAACCGUUCCCGGCUGGUCGUUUGUCUAGAGGAGAGUCUCUACAUACAUAACAUACGGGACAUGAAGGUUGUGCACACUAUACGCGAUACGCCACCGAACAAGACAGGGCUGUGUGCUCUGGCGUCGGAUUCGGAUCACUGCUAUCUGGCCUACCCGGGCAGCGCCACCGUCGGUGAGGUACAGAUCUUCGACGCGGUUAAUCUGCAUGCAAAAAUCAUGAUCCCGGCGCACGAUUCACCGCUCGCGGCGAUAGCGUUCAGCCAGAUCGGUACGGAAAUUGCAACAGCGAGCGAGAAGGGCACGGUCAUAAGGGUGUUUUCCGUGAGUGACGGUUCGAAGCUGUUCGAGUUUCGCCGGGGCGUCAAACGAUGCGUCUCGAUAGCAUCCCUAGCGUUCAGUACCUGUUCGAAGUAUCUGUGCUGCAGCUCGAACACGGAAACGGUGCACGUGUUUAAGCUGGAGCGUGUUUCGCCGGAAACGAACGAUGACCAGGGGGCCGGUGAGGCGUGGUACGGUAAAUUUAGCAAAGCUUUUGCAAACUACUUGCCACUGCCAACGCAAGUGACGGACGUGUUUUCGCAAGGACGUGCGUUUGCAUCGGCCCUGCUGCCCGUAGCCGGGCUAAGACAUUCCUGUGUCAUUACAACGAUUCAGAAAGCGCUCAGAAUGUUGGUCGCCUCCCAGGAUGGAUAUCUGUAUGUGUACCAAAUACCGUCGGAAGGGGGCGAGUGUCAGCUUAUAAAAAAGCAUGAUCUCAGAAACAUCGAACCACCACCGAAUCCGCCCAGAACGGAAUCAGUGCCAAUUGGUGUACCGACGGUGGUACCGUCAGGUGGGUCCAGCUAUGCUGCCACCGUUCGCGGUACGGCCGGUAGCAGUGCUGGUAGUGGUGGUGUAGCCGGCUCAGCAGAGGACGAUCACCAUGACCAUUCGCAGCAGCAGCAGCAGUAA